This is a messenger RNA of Parasteatoda tepidariorum (common house spider), 579 nucleotides long. The record is from RefSeq and is a predicted model, not a curated record. NCBI's taxonomy places the organism in Eukaryota, Metazoa, Arthropoda, Arachnida, Araneae, Theridiidae.
UCUAAUGAAACACGUCAGCAGCUUAUUUCACUUCUUUUUAGUAUUGAUACGGUUAAUUUCUUGAAUCCCAAGAGCCAGAGUUCAAAAGAAUACUUGAAAUAUUUCGUAAGUGAUGUUGAAUGCUUUUUUAGAAAUGCAAAUGAGAUAAAUCCUGAUAGGAUUUUAGAUACCCAAGGAGCUUUAAAAAUGGUUGAAAAUAGAUUAUUUAAUGAUACACCCCAAGAUAUGUCAAAUGUUGUAUAUUCGUCUUCAAUCUCUUAUUUGCAUUCAAUACUGUCCGGUGUAAUUUUUGAUGAAGGUAAUCACUCCGAUGAUCAUAAUAGAGAAAUCGAAGCUAUAAUGUCUGAUGCUGUUUCACUAAUUUCAACUAGGUUGUUACUACUUCACAGUGCCUCAAAAUCUAUUAUAGAGAAAUGUUUAUUGGCACGAAGAUCUUCACUUGCUUUUGACGGACAUGAUUUUGAUUGCGAAGAGUUUUAUUUGGAGCAGUUUAGAGAUUGCUACUAUUUUUUGGACGAGGUAAAUAUGAACUUUUUUGUAAUAUUUCUUUAAAAACUGACAAUGUUCUUGAACACUGAU